Messenger RNA from Mesoplodon densirostris (Blainville's beaked whale), 1866 nucleotides. It is a transcript of the gene GLI4, whose product is annotated as GLI family zinc finger 4. Gene Ontology annotation, molecular function: DNA-binding transcription factor activity; RNA polymerase II cis-regulatory region sequence-specific DNA binding. The coding region runs from base 153 to 1739 and encodes 528 amino acids. The transcript has 4 exons. Lineage: Eukaryota; Metazoa; Chordata; Mammalia; Artiodactyla; Ziphiidae. The record is from RefSeq and is a predicted model, not a curated record. Gene Ontology annotation, biological process: regulation of transcription by RNA polymerase II.
CGAGACACCCCCAAAAAGGGAGGAAGCAUGUCUUCAGCAAGUUCCCCAGCAAAUGAUGGCCGUCCAUCCUGGGGAAAGAAAAAUCCCUCCAAGAAUGCUUUGGGUGGAACUUUUCAUAUUGUGGAAGGGAGAAUUCCAGGGGCUAAAAGAAUAUGUGUGAGAUCCAAGCCUCGCUCCGCAAGGAGGGAUGCGUGCCAGACGCGCGCUGCCCUGGAAGCGUGUGGACCGGAGACAGCGAGCUCUGCAGACGAACCAGGGGCGGCCGGCCUCGACGGGCUCCGGGCUCUGGGCUCAGAGGGCGCACGCGGGUCCGCGGCACGCGAAGGGACCUUCCCGGCCCCAGGCUCUCGGCGCGGCUGCGGUGGUCAAAGGCCGCAAACACGGGGUCGAACACCUGUGGGGCGGCCCGGCUUGGCGAGGGCCCACGCCCGCAGAACCCCGAGGUCACCAAGGCACCGGUCCUCCGGGGACCUAGAGCGUCCCGGAAGUGCACGAGGCCGGACGGGCGGGGCGCGGGAGCACUUCCGGCCGGCGGGCAGGCGGCCACCUCCCGAUCGGAAGGUGUGCACUCCUCCAGCAGGCCUUGGGGGAAGAUGGCGGCCCUGGGGGACGGUCAGGAGCCCCCUCAUGUCCUGUCCACUGUCACUUUCGAGUCACCGGAGACCCCUGGAGCCUACCACCACCACGAGGCCCAGCUUCACCUCCACGGCCAUCAACAUGGCUUCCCCGGCUGCAGCCCUGAGGUGCUCUCCCAGCCACCACAGGAGGAGGAUCUCCGGGACGUGGAGGAGGUCCAGACUGGCAGAGGCACCUGCUGGCCAGAUCCCCAGUUGGAGCGUGAGCAGGGCCCGUCGUCUCCCCAGCCGCACAAUCCUGGAGACGAGGCGGACCAGGACACGGGGGUGCUCAGGACCCUUCUGAGGAGCCUUCCCCGUAGUCCCAAGUGUGGGGACAGCUUGGGGCAGGAGUGCAGCCUGGAGCGGCCGGGGGCCGGGCCCCGUCCCCAGAAGAGAGGCACCUGGCGUGGGCCGCUCGGGCUGCAGGGAGCCUCGGGGACAGAGGGCGGCCCAGGGCGCACCGCCGAGCUGGCGGGCAGCCUCGGCCGGGGCUCGGGCCUCGGGGCCCGGCAGGGUGGCCCGCGGGGCGGGAAGCCGCACAGGUGUGAGGCCUGCGGCAAGAGCUUCCAGUACAACUCGCUGCUGCUGAAGCACCAGCGCAUCCACACGGGCGAGAAGCCCUACGCCUGCCACGAGUGCGGCAAGCGCUUCCGCGGCUGGUCGGGCUUCAUCCAGCACCACCGCAUCCACACGGGCGAGAAGCCCUACGAGUGCGGCCAGUGCGGCCGCGCCUUCAGCCACAGCUCGCACUUCACGCAGCACCUGCGCAUCCACAACGGCGAGAAGCCGUACGAGUGCGGCGAGUGCGGCCAGGCCUUCAGCCAGAGCUCCAACCUGGUGCGGCACCAGCGGCUGCACACGGGCGAGAAGCCGUACGCCUGCAGCCAGUGCGGCAAGGCCUUCAUCUGGAGCUCGGUGCUCAUCGAGCACCAGCGCAUCCACACGGGCGAGAAGCCCUACGAGUGCCCCGACUGCGGCAAGGCCUUCCGCGGCCGCUCGCACUUCUUCCGGCACCUGCGGACCCACACGGGCGAGAAGCCCUUCGCCUGCGGUGCCUGCGGCAAAGCUUUCGGCCAGAGCUCCCAGCUCAUCCAGCACCAGAGGGUGCACUACCGGGAGUAGCAGGCGCGGGGCCGGCGUCAGCAGCCUGAGGUCGAGGCGAGUUCCCGCGGAGGGCUCCCGCCUUCGCGCCUCCUGGCCGGCGCAGCCGGCGUCUCGUGCGUGUCCCGAAUAAAGUCUGUGUACUUGA